AUGAACCAAAAAAGCCUUAGAUCGGAUAGCUAUGACUCUAUACAACAGUCAGGAAACGCAGGAAAAGAAGAUAUGCAUGACCAAGGAAGUCGAUUUUUGCUACCAGCCUCAUUCACAGGAGGACCAAGAUACAUGAAGAACAACUAUCUUGAUGCAAUGGCUAUAUGCAAAUAUUUUGGGUUUCCUGAUUUGUUUAUAACAUUCACCUGCAAUCCGAAAUGGCCAGAAAUCACCAGAUAUCUACAACAGCGCCGCCUCACUGCUGAUGAUAGACCCGAUAUUAUUGGAAGGAUUUUCAAAAUCAAGCUUGAUUCUCUCAUGAUUGAUUUAACAGACAAAGAGCUUCUAGGGAAGACCGUCUCUUCAAUGUACACUGUGGAGUGGCAGAAACGUGGCCUACCUCAUGCUCAUAUUCUCUUAUUCAUGCAUCCUAAUUCCAAAUUUCCAACCACUGAUGACAUUGACAAGGUUAUCUCUGCUGAAAUUCCAGAUAAAGACAAAGAGCCAGAGCUUUAUGAUAUUAUCAAAUAUGAUGAUUCAUGGUCCUUGUGGAGCUAUGUAACUACAGUCAACAAAGAAGGGUUUCCUGUUUAUAGAAGACGAGAACAGACAAAUAGAUUUGUUGAGAAAAACGGCUUCAAGUGUGACAACAGAUAUGUGAUACCAUACAACAAGGAAUUGUCUCUUCGUUUUCGAGCUCACAUCAAUGUGGAAUGGUGCAAUCAAUCAGGUUCUAUAAAAUACUUAUUCAAGUAUAUUAACAAAGGCCAGGAUCGUGCCACUAUUGUUGUUGAGCCCCCUGAUAAAGAAGCACCAGACCAGAACACUUCAACAAAUGGAGAGUUGAAUGAAAAGAAAAAAAAUGAAAUCAAGGACUUCUUCAACUGCAGAUAUGUCUCAGCCUGUGAAGGUGGUUGGAGGAUUUUUACGUUUCCUAUUCACUAUAGAUCAACACCCGUUGAGAGAUUACAGUUUCAUCUACCAGGAAAACAAAUCAUUAUCUUCAAAGAUGAUGACACGUAUGAAAAAGUUACCAGCAGGAAGCUUAUUGAAAACACUAUGUUUUUGGGCUGGUUUGAAUUGAACAAGGUCAGUGCAGUAGCUCGGACUCUGACUUUAGCUGAAAUUCCAACAAGGUUUUGUUGGAAUAAGAAAGAAAAAAAGUUUCAUGAUAGGAAGAAAGGAUUCAGUAUUGGGAGAAUCAACUAUGCCCCACGUGACAUUGAAGAAGCGUUCUACAUGCGUGUAUUGCUUAACAUUGUGAGAGGUCCAACGUGUUAUGACGACAUUAAAACGUUUCAAGAGGUUCUUCAUCCUUCAUACAAGGAGACAUGUUUUGCAAGGGGACUGUUAGAAGAUGAUCAGGAAUAUAUAGACGAUCUCAAGUCGUUUGGGAACAUACUUGGGAGUUCCUUUCUGAAGACAUUGAGCAUACGAGAAGAAAGCUAUUACAUAGACCAGAGAAUUGAGAAGCUUCUAAAGAGUAAUGGAACAUCUUUGGAGAAGUUCAAAAAGAUGCCUAAACCACUACCAGAUAUAGUUAAUAAUAACGUUUUGAUCAUGGACGAGCUCAGUUACGACCGGCAGGAAUUAGAAGCUGAUCUUCAGCGUGACACUCCAAACUUACGGAUGAGCAAAAGAAGAUUUUUGAUGAAAUUACUGAUGCUGUUAUUACGAAAAAAGGAGGCGUCUUUUUUGUCUAUGGAUUUGGUGGUACAGGCAAAACUUUCUUAUGGAGAUUGCUUUCUGCAGCAGUACGUGUCAGGGGCGAAGUAUGUCUGA
Messenger RNA from Brassica napus (rape), 1782 nucleotides. RefSeq lists its product as uncharacterized. The coding region runs from base 1 to 1782 and encodes 593 amino acids. The transcript is spliced from 6 exons. Lineage: Eukaryota; Viridiplantae; Streptophyta; Magnoliopsida; Brassicales; Brassicaceae. The record is from RefSeq and is a predicted model, not a curated record.